UGGAAGUGGCGCAUGCGCAGUAGAUGAUUAUGAAGGAAAGGAAGUCGCCCGGCCUCCAGGGCGCUCGGCAGCCGUUGGAGAAAGCCCCAGCAGGCCGGAAGUGACGUCGUAACUAGGGAGCCGCGCGUGGCGACAUGGAGGAGCCGGAGGCCUCAGAGGCGGCGGUGAAUGGCUUGCAGCUGCAGACGCUCAGCGUGGCUGGCGGCGAGGCGGAGGCGGAGGCGCCCUCAGGACCAGGGCUUCUUGCUACUGAAGGGAGCAACGAAGGGGAGCCGCUCGGACCUAGUCCUCCGGUGAAGGAAGAGGAGAAGGAGGGUCCCUCUUUGCUCGGAGAUGGCGGAGAAGGAGGGGAGCCGGGCCCCGGACCCGCCGAGGAGCCUCAGCACAGCCCCCUCCAGGAGGAGCCCACCCCGGCUGCUCCCGCUCCUUCCCCGAGUCUGGAGGCGGAUGGGCCCUCGGAGAGGAUGAGCCCAGUGGCCCCGGAGGAGGAGGAGGAGGAAAGCAGCAGCAGCAGCAGCGCCUCUUCCUCCGAGUCGGACUCCGAGUCCGAAAGUGAUACUGAUACAGACAGUUCAUCUUCUGACUCCUCCUCUUCUUCCUGUCUUCCAAUGCUGUCUGAAGAUGAUGUUGAUCAGCAAAAUAAGAAUGAAGAUAACUGUUGCAGCACUACAAAAAAUGGCGAAAUGGCUAAACAAGAACCACUUUGUGUCGAAGAUGUGACAAUAAUUCUGCCUGAAUCUGUUGAACUGAUGCCUUUUGGGAAGAUUUCCAGCAUCAUUGGUCAUCUAGUAAUUGUUGAGUCCCAAAAAGGGCUGCCACCUGUAAAUGAAGAUACUGUACUUUUCAAAGACGAUCGUCGCUCAGUUGGAAAGAUCUUUGAGGUAUUUGGUCCUGUAUCUCAUCCAUUUUAUGUACUGCAGUUUAACAGUCCUGAGCAUAUUGAAUCUAAAGAUAUUAAAGUACAUGAUGCUAUGUACUUUGCUCCAUCGGUUGAGAGCUUCACCCAGUAUAUAUUUCCAGAAAAAAUAAAACCAGAGAAAGGAUCAGAUGCAUCAUGGAUGAAUGAUUCAGAGCCACCUCCUGAGGCUUUAGAGUUCAGUGAUGAUGAAAAAGAGCGAGCAGCAAAGCAACAGAAGAAAUCUCAGAAAUUAAGAAGAAAGAAAUUAAGGUCACUAGAAGACUAUAAUAAGUAUGAUGAUAAUGGAAUUUAUUACCACCCCGGACAACAGCAGCAUUCUUCAGAUUAUUCAGAAGGAUAUUGUAAGAGAGAACCUCAUCCCACCUUUUCAAACAGAAGAUUCCCACAUCCUUCACCACCUCCACACUUUUUUAGACCUCAGGCAAGCACUCCACAGCAUUAUUCUUAUCACUAUGCUGAACCAUGGAAACCUUCAGAAUUUUGUCAGCAGCAGAGACCAGAGAAUUUGAUAAUACACCAGCAUUCCUUUCCUCCCCCACUAUUUGAAACUGUGAAUAAUCAGGCUAAUUUUCCACCCCCACAACCAUCUGUAACCUGGGGAUGGUCUCCUGGGUAUACCCAGAAUAUAUGUGAUCCUUUGUUGUCACUGUUGUCUCUACCCCCACCGCCUCCACCCCCACUACCACCUCCAUAAACUACCUCUUUUUAUGAGAAUUAAUCCUUAGACUGACCUGUCCUUCACUCCUUUCAGUGGUCUUGAAAACAUCAGAUUUCCUGCCUGAAUGUUGUAUAAAUUAUAUUUUCUCAGGUAUUUUCUUAUGUUUUGGAGGGGAGGAUAGUUUAUGUUGUGUACAAACAUAUAAACGUUAAAUUAAGUAAUGUUUAAGUAAAAUUAAAAUAUACAUUUUAUAUUGAAAACUGGAAAGAAUUAAACAUGGCUAUAUGUCUUUAUUGAAAUUUUGUAAUCCAAAUUGUUGAUUAUGUAUCAUUUUUAAUCUACAUUAUGUCUGUAGUAGCAGAUUUAAACUAACACACAAAUGUCUAUUAUAAAAACAGUGUUAUUCAUAAUGUCUUUGGAUAACACCUAAUACCUAUAACGAAGAAUAAAUCCAGGAUCUUGAAAUUCCAGAUUACAUAUUCAGUAUACCAUUAAGUGAUUUGUAACUAAUUGCUGGUUCAUAAAAUAAAAUUAUUGUGUAGCCCUGCCA
Messenger RNA from Sceloporus undulatus (fence lizard), 2127 nucleotides. RefSeq names its product nuclear assembly factor 1 ribonucleoprotein (gene NAF1). Gene Ontology annotation, cellular component: sno(s)RNA-containing ribonucleoprotein complex. Gene Ontology annotation, biological process: ribosome biogenesis; box H/ACA snoRNP assembly; pseudouridine synthesis. Gene Ontology annotation, molecular function: RNA binding. NCBI's taxonomy places the organism in Eukaryota, Metazoa, Chordata, Lepidosauria, Squamata, Phrynosomatidae. The record is from RefSeq and is a predicted model, not a curated record. The coding region runs from base 135 to 1613 and encodes 492 amino acids. The transcript has 8 exons.